Molecule: messenger RNA, 1269 nt
Organism: Cololabis saira (Pacific saury)
Lineage: Eukaryota; Metazoa; Chordata; Actinopteri; Beloniformes; Belonidae
Product: akirin-2-like
Exons: 6
Coding region: 148-684 (178 amino acids)
Biological process (GO): positive regulation of innate immune response; positive regulation of transcription by RNA polymerase II
Cellular component (GO): nucleus; chromatin
Molecular function (GO): transcription coregulator activity
Source: RefSeq, a predicted model, not a curated record
GAAGACCGGGCUGCUAAGUAGCGUCAGCUAACCUCCCGAGUAACGGCCGACAGCUGGCUGCUCGUCCCUUUAACUUUGGAAACCAACUUUUACAACCGCACAAGUUGGAGGAAGCACGUGAACGAACCCACUUUACCCUCUCAAGUCAUGGCGUGCGGAGCCACCCUGAAGAGGAGCAUGGAGUUCGACCCGCUGAUGAGUCCCACGUCCCCCAAACGGCGGAGGUGUGUACCGGUGGCUCCGUCGUCCUCGUCUCCUAGGAAGUACCUCCGCAUGGAGCCGUCGCCAUUUGGGGAGUCGUCCUCCAGACUUAGUGCAGAACAAAUCCUCAACAGCAUCAAACAAGAGUACAAACGCAUUCAAAAGAGGAAGCAUCUAGAUGGGAGCUACCAACAGUCGGACUGCUGCUAUUCUCCAGAAUCCCCAUCCCAGUUGUCUAAUAUUAAUGUUUCCAGCAUCCCAGGAAGCACCUCACCAACUAGAAAAGAACAACCGUUAUUCACCCUCAGACAAGUGGGGAUGAUCUGCGAACGCCUGCUGAAAGAAAGGGAAGAGAAGGUGCGGGAGGAAUAUGAGGAGACCAUGACUUCAAAAUUGGCAGAACAAUAUGACACCUUUGUGAAGUUCACACACGAUCAGCUAAUGCGACGAUUUGGGGAGCAGCCUGCAAGCUAUGUCUCCUGAGUGUGGCACAGAACCUCUACAAGACAGCCUUCACUUGCUUAAUGUGAUUCUCACAGAAGAAGAAAAAAACCAACUCAUCAUCAUAAGAGAUUCAGUUUAGCUAGUUAAAAUGAAAGUUUUCUUACUGUGCCAUAUAUGAAGCUGUUGUCAGUUGUUACCACUCUGUGAGCAACUAGGUGCUUCCUGAUGUAAAUGAAUGGACCCUCUCUCUACCAGUGGCCUCCGUUUCUCCAGCCGAACAUGUAUCUACAGUUAUCUCACUUUUGUAAUGAUUCCCAGCAUUCCAGGCUUUGUCACUUGCUUCUGUUUGUUACAUGUAAAUACGAUAAAGCGUUGGGAAGUUUUACAAGGUUUGCUGGUCAAUCUUAAAGGAUGUUAAAGGAGAAAAAGUUGAACAGAGAAUUUAUUUACAGUCUGUCCUGAUCGUUUCUUUUCAGAUUGAGCAGAAAGUGGGUUAAUUUGCUUUUUUUUUUUUUUUCUUACCAGUGUUUUUUUUGUUGAUUUUAUUUAUUUUGACAUUUGUUCUGCUGGUAUCACUUUUAACCAAUGUAUUUCAUGGAGAAAAAAAUAAAUCUUAGACUUCAA